Paramecium tetraurelia is the source of this 531-nucleotide messenger RNA. RefSeq lists its product as uncharacterized. Lineage: Eukaryota; Ciliophora; Oligohymenophorea; Peniculida; Parameciidae. The transcript has a single exon. The record is from RefSeq and is a predicted model, not a curated record.
AUGGAUAAAGAUGAUUUAUUUAAUGUGUAGGAAUCCCUUUAAUCUCCUGAAGAAGAAUUGAAAAAGCAGAACGACAAAAAGAAAAUGAAAGUUGAAAUCUACAUAAGUGAAGGUGUGUAUGAAUAAUUAAGAGGCUACAAACAAUUAAAGCAAUCAAACAUUCAAAAUAAUUUCAUCAUCCCAACUCCAUUGAAACAAGCAAAUGUCAACAGGUUUGCUGAAUUAAAUUAAUAAUCUAUUGAUAAUGGACAUAAAUUGCACAAUAUCAAAUUGAACAAGGAAUCUAUUGAUGGGUUAGUUAAUAAAUAUAGAGAAUAAGAGUAAUAAAAAUUAAAGUAAGUUGAAAAGAAAACAGAAUUAUAAUCAUUUGAAGAAAAAAAUAUGUAGCAAUAACCAAAAUAGCUUAUAUUCAGGACGAUGAAGAAUUUUAUACCAAAUACAUAAUCAUAGAUUUAAUCAGAUCUUUUUACAAAGGAAGACUAUUAUGAUAAAAAUGUCUUAAAUAGAAUUACUUAAAUUUUCAAUUUCUGA